AUGUCGAAGACUAUCGUCGUAUCCUUGGUAUUGGUUGGAUGCUGCGCUUUGCUUAGCAAUGCUGGAUCCUAUUAUUAUCACAACGCACCAUACCGGCCGGGACCCCCACCUCCGCCCGUUCCACAAUAUUACCCGCCCGUGCCGAAUUACGACGUCGUGCCAUCUAAGGAUUACGAAAAUGUCAACUAUCCUUCCUGGGAAAAGCUACCGUGGAAGCCGAUCACGUACUUCCCAUGGCCUGAACCGGAGCCGGAACCACAUUACCCACCGCAUUAUCACGUUGGUUCAACCACCCCGUGUCCUUACAAGACAACGACCACGAAGAAGCCAACUACCACUACUACGCCUAAGCCAACAACCACGCCGCGUGUCGUAGUAACGACAAAGCAUUAUCAUGCCGGAUUACUAUUGAAGGAUCAUUCAUAA
Molecule: messenger RNA, 426 nt
Organism: Anopheles nili
Lineage: Eukaryota; Metazoa; Arthropoda; Insecta; Diptera; Culicidae
Product: protein masquerade-like
Exons: 2
Coding region: 1-426 (141 amino acids)
Source: RefSeq, a predicted model, not a curated record